Molecule: messenger RNA, 6392 nt
Organism: Oncorhynchus masou masou (cherry salmon)
Lineage: Eukaryota; Metazoa; Chordata; Actinopteri; Salmoniformes; Salmonidae
Gene: rfx1a
Product: regulatory factor X, 1a (influences HLA class II expression)
Exons: 19
Coding region: 169-2910 (913 amino acids)
Biological process (GO): regulation of transcription by RNA polymerase II
Cellular component (GO): nucleus
Molecular function (GO): DNA-binding transcription factor activity, RNA polymerase II-specific; RNA polymerase II cis-regulatory region sequence-specific DNA binding
Source: RefSeq, a predicted model, not a curated record
CAACAGUUGCCCCGGUGAGGACGAAGCGCCAUAGCCACGGUAGCCCUGGCGACAAGAACCCAGCAACGAGAAUCAACAACAACAGCCUGAAUCCUUGAAAAAAAUAAAAACAAAAAUACCGGUGGGAAAUUCACUUGGAAUCAGAGUGUCUGAGUCCCAGUUCUCGUGAUGGCCACGACAGGCUACGUUGGGGAGUUGCAGCCCGUGACGACCCAGCCCCAAGGGGCAGCGAGUGGGAGUGUGACGGUGGCUGGACAGUCCUCAGCAUCCGCUGCCCCACACACCGUGGUAGCUCCUACGCAGCAGUUCCUGGCUCAGCUUCAGACCACAGUGGGGACUCCUGCAGCCGCAGCAGGACACACCGCACCCCCUGCACAAGCCACUCCCACAGCGGCACAGAAGACAGCAGUUGUCCAGGUGGCGCCCACACAGGCUCCUCCCCCCCAGACCCAGUAUGUGACGGCUGAGAUCCAGGGUUCCUCAUCACAGGCCAACAACGCCCAGAACGCCCCCCAGUACAUUGUAGUCACCGUCACAGAGGGCUCUCUCCAUUCAAGUGACUCUUUGUCUGACUCGAGCCCUCCUCCAGCUGUGGUACAGCAGACUGGGGUUCCCACACAGGUGGUGCAGCAGGUACAAGCAGCACAGCAGAGGUCAGUGGUGCAGGCAACGUCCCAGAUCACAGCCAAGACUGAACAGGGUAUCACCACCCAGCUGAGUGUCACCAACCUGCAGCCUGUCCACCUCACUCAGGAGGUGCAGCAGCAGCUCCAGCAGGUGCCAGUGCAGCAUGUGUACACCAAUCAGGUGCAGUAUGUUGAAGGGGGAGACAACAACUACACCACCAGCACAAUUCGUUCAGGCAGCUUCACCUACACAGACACCCCUCUGUACACUCAGACCACCGCCACCCCUUACUACGAAGCCCCUCCCACCUCUGGCUCACAGGUCCCCACCACCGGCACACCCCUGACCGUCUCCGUGACAACGGGCUCCACCGGUGGUGUGUCUAUGUACGUGGCUGGCACAGGCCAGAUUGUGGCCAAUCCGGCGGCCGCCUCUGGGGGUGGGACGACGGUGGUGGCGACAGGGGGAACAGCCAAUGGGACUGGGGAAGGGGCGGGGGCUAAUGGAAGCGGGGGCAGCUAUGUGAUCCAGGGGGGGUACAUGCUGAGUGGCAACAGUCAGGGGGGCUACUCCACCCACAACGCCCGCUCCUCUCCUGCCACCGUCAGUACAACAGAGGGCGAGGAGGGUAGUGGCGUACCGUCGGCAGACAAAAAGGUGCAGUGGCUGCUAGAUAACUAUGAGACAGCUGAAGGCGUCAGUCUGCCUCGCUCCACCCUCUACUGCCACUACCUGCUGCACUGCCAGGAGCAGAAGCUGGAGCCCGUCAACGCUGCCUCCUUUGGGAAGCUGAUCAGAUCCGUGUUCAUGGGGCUACGCACACGCCGCCUGGGCACCCGGGGGAACUCCAAGUACCACUAUUACGGCCUGAGAAUCAAGGCCUGCUCCUCUCUGAUCAGACUGAUGGAGGACCAGCAGCACCUGGCCAUGAGACAGCAGCCCUUCUCUCAGAAACAGAGGUUGAAGCCGGUGCAGAAGGUGGAGGGGAUGACCAAUGGCAUGGCGGCAGGCUCGGGCCAACAGCAGCAGCAGCAGGGGGCGGGGCUCUCUGACAUCAGCGCCCAAGUGCAGCAGUACCAGCAGUUCCUGGACGCGUCUCGGACCCUCCCAGAGUUCCCUGACCUUGACCUGCAGGGCAAGGCCCUACCGGAGGGCAUAGAACUGGAGCACAUCAAGAGCUUCCAGCUGCUGUAUCGGGAACACUGUGAGGCUAUUCUGGACGUGACGAUCAACCUGCAGUUCACCCUGGUGGAGACCCUGUGGAAGACCUUCUGGAGGUUUGAAGAGAGCCAGAGUGGAGACACUGGCACACUGGCUGUACAUGAUGAGUCUGAGAAGCGCCUGCCUAAGGACUGUCUAGUGAUCCUGUGUAAGUACGACCCUGUGCUCCGCUGGAGCCGCGACUGUGACAACACCCUUUACCAGGGCCUGGUGGAGAUCCUCAUCCCUGAUGUGCUGCGGCCCAUCCCCAGUGCCUUAACUCAAGCCAUCCGCAACUUUGCCAAGAGUCUGGAGAGUUGGUUGACCAACGCUAUGAUGAACAUCCCAGAAGAGAUGGUCCGCAUUAAGGUAACGUCAGCCAGUUCGUUUGCCCAGACGCUGCGCAGGUACACCUCUCUGAACCACUUGGCCCAGGCAGCCAGAGCCGUGCUACAGAACACAGCUCAGAUAAACCAGAUGCUCAGCGACCUCAACCGCGUGGACUUCGCCAAUGUUCAGGAGCAGGCGUCGUGGGUGUGUCGCUGUGAGGACCGUGUGGUGCAGCAGUUGGAGCAGGACUUCAAGCUGACCCUGCAGCAGCAGAACUCUCUGGAGCAGUGGGCUGCCUGGCUGGACGGGGUGGUCUCCCAGGUCCUAAAGCCCUACCAGGCCAGUGCCGCCUUCCCCAAAGCAGCCAAGCUCUUCCUGCUCAAGUGGUCCUUCUACAGUUCCAUGGUGAUUAGAGACCUGACUCUGCGUAGUGCUGCCAGCUUCGGAUCCUUCCACCUGAUCAGACUGCUGUAUGAUGAGUACAUGUACUACCUGAUAGAACACAGAGUGGCCCAGGCUAAAGGAGAGACACCCAUCGCUGUCAUGGGAGAGUUCGCCAGUCUUGGCAGGAGUUUGAACCCACUGGAUCCAGACAAAGAAGAGGAAGAGGAGGAGGAAGAGGAGAGCGAUGACGAGUGUCAGGAGCUGUCUCUGCCCUCUGACGGGGCAGGGCUGGGGGAGGAGUCUCUGGAGCCGCCAACCAAGCUGGCCAGAACCGACCAGAGAGUACUCUUCACCACGGGCCAGGACUGAACACACACACACACACACACACACACACACACACUGAUACACACAUGCACAAACACACUUCCAUUCGCAGACUGACUUACACAAAUACACACACAUAACUGCAUUGAUUGAUACACAUUUGUAUGCACAGAUACUCCAAGAUACCCUUGUAUACACUAAUAUGUGCACUAGAGGUUGACACAGGAGUGAAAAUUCAUUCCUGUUCUGUCUUGUCCUGUAAAAAAAUGUUCCCUGUAAUGCCCGGAUCCUGCAGCGUUUCUAUAACCCCGGAACUUUCCUGUCCCAUUCUGAUAAAUAUCAGUCCCGUCCCAUGCAGAUUUUUACACACACAAAUCCUUUCUUCCGUUACGCCUCGAUCACACCAAUAGCGUCAUUGCAUUUUGGUACACCAGAUGUACAUUCAUUUCCACUGGAACACUGUGUUGCCUUGCAGCGUUGCGUUGCAGAGGCAGUUGCAGUGCGUUCCGUGUGGUGGAUACGUUGGAGUUAUCAAACGUAUGCAUCAGACUGUAUGUGAAGACGGCCUGACAGAAAUGGCAGCAGAAGGUGAAGGUUGAACUUUUGUUGAACACAUCCAGAUGAUGCUGCGUACCAUUUUGCGUAAUGACGCUGUCGUGUGAUCGAGGCGUAGAGUAGUGGCUGGCUCCAACUGAAGCGAGGCGUGAGAGUGAGCUGGAAGGAAGGAAGUUAUCAUUAUAUUUAGAUUUGUUUCAUUAAGUGAACGACAUUAGGCCUACACAGUUUAUUUUAAUUAAAUGCUCCACACAUUACCAUCCUGUGGAUUGUCGAUCCUGUGCUGUCCCGAAAAUGACUCUAGAACUUCCCAUUCCUGACAGACCUGUUCCCAUGUCAACUUCUAAUGUACAGUUUCUACACACAUUUGAGUGUAGAUACUGUACACACACACACACACACACACACAUGUUCAUACACUCAAUAAAAAUGUCUGCAGUCUCUACACAUAGAUGCUGACCCAUCAGUACACAGACACACACAGACACAGUCCCAAUACGGUCUGUAUGGCACAAGUCUGCUGUAAGCACAGAUACCACACAUGCAUGGAUGGGCACACAAUCACCGGUCCGGCAUUGCUGCACAAAGGACACAGGGUGAACUCUCACACACACACACACACACACACACACACCCACGCCGACCCAUGGAGUGAAGAGUGUUUGUUGUCACUUUAAUGGAUCUGUGUAUUGAACAAGGACCUGCCAUGUUUCUCUGUAUUGGUGUCACUGGCUGACAACAGGGCAGCGCAAUGUACAUGCCAACCUAAACUACCCUCCACAAACUGUCUGCUGUACCAAGGUGGUCCUGAAGAUGUGACGGUUAACAGUUUGUCCUCUCUUACCCAACCCUUCUGUAUAGGGAGGAACGGAGGGAGGAAGAGGAAAUGGCUGCUUACGUUCUAAAUUGUUCAGUUAGCUCUCACUCUCAUGUCAAUCAAAGCCCAAGAGCCAGUCAGAAGGAGAUGGGGCAUGUGGGUGACAGCAGAUAGACUGUGAAGAGAGUUGUUGUGUGUGUUUUUGAUGCCCGUGGGAUGUAUGUCGUUUUGAUGCCCGUGGGGUGUGUGUGUUUUCGAUGCCCUUGGGGUGUGUGUGUUUUUGAUGCUCGUGGUGUGUGUGUGUGUGUGUGUGUGUGUGUGUGUGUGUGUGUGUGUGUGUGUGUGUGUGUGUGUGUGUGUGUGCUGGGAUCCUACUGCUGUGCUGUAUUUUUAGGGUGCGAUUGAACAUGCGUGGAUUUAUGUGAUUGUGUGUGUGUAUGUCUUGUAACGUGUGUCUGGUUGUACGAUUGUUGAGUCUGUGCUUGAGAAGAAGUGUUGACUGUAUUUUUGGUGGAUAUUUUCAAAGGCAUUCAAAAUCAUUUUGGGUGAAUGUUUUUAUUGGUUCUUUUUAAUUUGAUUUGUUCCUUUCCUGAAAAAGAGUGUCAUGGUUUUGGGGGUUCUGUUCCAACCACUCACACACGCACACAAAAGAUAAAACCCUGGUUUUAAGGUGUUUCCAUGUCAACCCCACAGAUGUGGAACAGUAGUCCCAUGAUUUCUCUCCACUGCAGUGUCCAUCUGCCUCUGCUGCUGAAUGUGCAGUUCUGUAAAGAGAGAUCAGUUCAAUAUAUAUUCCUGUUUGUGUUUUCAAGUGCUUCAUUGCCAUCUGUUUUAUUGGUUUCUGUUGAGACCUUUGUGGCCUCUAGUUGUCCACACGUCAUUGCGCCAGCCUUAUUUUUUAUGUUUGUUUAUCUUUUUCAUUUCUGUACCAGACAUUUCUGAUUUCAAAUAAUUACUUUGUUUACAUAUUCCAAGAAGGACUGUCCUGGAGUUAAAAUGCGAUAAUAUAAUUAUAUAUAUGUGUGUCACUCUAUUUCCUUUUCAUUGUCACAAAGUGAACCUUUCUUGUCUGGUGAUGUGGUGUCAAUCUGUCACACACUAAGUAUAUUUUGUGUGUAUGUGUAUUUACUGAGAGUCGUUAUUGAGUGUGAGUAUGUAUGUUUGAUUUCAGUAGUCCUCAAAUGAGCUCUCCAUACAUACACACGCCAAGGGUCCUGCUUCGUUUGCACAGUCACAGUCAAUGACUGUCCUUUUAUAUGGUGAGAUGUCAGUAGCCUGAUCCCAAAUAUGUUUGUACGAUCUUGCCAACUCCUGGUUUGACAAUGACCAUAUAAGUUGGCGAGACAGCACAAACUGAUCGGGUACCAGGCUAGAAUAUAACAGUUCUGCCUAUUUAUCACAGACAGUCUCCAAUUCGAGAUCCCUAUAGAUCUCUUUCAUGUACAGUACUGUAUAUCUGUGUCUGAUGGAAUCGCAGCACACAGGUGUAAGGUAUUCUGAGGAAGACCCUUACAGUCGGUGCCAUUGUUGUAUGGGUUUAGCAUGGUCCCAGAUCUGUUUGUGCUGUCUUAUAGAAGUUGGAAUGACAGCACAAGCAGAUCUGGGGUCAGGCUCGAUGUGAAACGAGACAGGUGAAUCAGACACCCUAUCUUCCUCUACAUCUCUCAUUCUGUCUCACUCGUUUCCUUCCUGCUAAUGUUUUUCUGCUGUUGUUUUGUUGUUGAAGCCAUUUUCAUAGAACAUUGUCCACCACGAUCAGUUCGGUUGUUGAACAUGUAUUGUAUGAACUUUUCAUUGCAUUUAAGUGUCACAAGAAUGUUUUCAGAGGCAGCAAUGCAUAUCUUGAGCACGUAGCGUGGACCUCUAAACCAGCAUGUUUAACACUCUGGGGCGUCUGCUGCCACCACAGCUGAUGAUAUAUCCUCCCAUGUCCUGCGGAUCUCCCUAUACGAUGGCCAUUCUUUUCCAGACAAAAAUGUUUGUCAUUUUUAUAGAGUUCAGUUUCUUACUUCUAAAAACGGUAUUGUGUGGCAGUGUUUUAUCAAUUUGGUCAAAUACACGUAUGACUGUGCCUUUGGGAGGUUGUAGAAUGCACUUCAAAUGUUUUUAAUUUUAAAGAUAUAAAAUAAAUUAAGAAUUUUUUAAGUUGUCA